This is a messenger RNA of Elaeis guineensis (African oil palm), 1131 nucleotides long. RefSeq lists its product as uncharacterized. The record is from RefSeq and is a predicted model, not a curated record. NCBI's taxonomy places the organism in Eukaryota, Viridiplantae, Streptophyta, Magnoliopsida, Arecales, Arecaceae.
AUUCGUGACACCUGACCGCAGCACACCCCGCUGCCUCCGCGUUCAACUCUGCAGCCUUGAACCCUACCAAAUAAAAAGGAAAUCAUUCUUUUGGGAUCGGAAAAAUAUCGACCCCUACGUCCAUCCACAUAAGAAGAGCAUCCAGCAUCAGCCUUAUGCCCCCACCUCCACGCCCUACCACCGCCAUCACGACCUCCUUCCCUCCUCCUCCCCCACAUCUCUUAUUCUACUUCGCCGCCGCCGCCGCUGCCCUCUCCUUCCUCUUCUUCCUCAAACCCCCUCAUCCCCUCCAACCACUUCUUUCCUUCCGCCGCCGCCGCCGCCGCCACCUCGAAACCUCGGCGAUGCGCCCUCCUGCCGUCCCCAUCGCCUUCUCGUCGCCGGAUUCCCUCUCCGAGUGGCUCAAGCCCCGCCUCCCCUCCAACGCCUUCGCAUCCUGGGGCGUCGCCCCGGGCACCAAGACCCUCCAAAACCUCUGGCUCGAGCUCUCCCACGGAGAGACCUCCCUUCUCCUCUCCGACGAGGAGGGCUCCUCUUCCCUUCCCCUCCGCGCUGUCCACGUCGCCACCGUCCGCGUCCGCAACCCCCGCGGCGCCCUCCUCAUCGAAUCCCACCAGCUCCUCUCCGACGGCACCAUCAGGCCCCGCCGCCGCCCCUUGUCGGAGAAGAUGCGCCCCGGCGAGUCCGUCGAGGACGCCGCCGCCCGGGCCGUCAUGGAGGAGCUUGGGAAAGAGGCGGUGAAAAUUUUGCCGGAUUCUUAUGAGAUGAGGGUGGAGGAGAGGGUGUCGGCGUCGUACCCGGGCCUGCCGGCGCGGUAUGUGCUGCACUCGGUGGAUGCGGAGGUGGAGGGGCUGCCGCAGGAGGGCGAAUUCUCCACGGAAGAGACGGGGGAAGCCGUCGAGGCUCGGGAGAAUGCAGUCUUUGUUCGGAGGCAUUUCUGGAAAUGGGUGGAUGAUGAUGGCAGCAUUUAAUGUGUGAUGCAGAGGAAUAAAUGGGAUUGGGAUUAGGUGAGUAUAGAGGAUUUAGGAAUAGAUGAUUAUCUAUUGGACCAUUUGAAUAAAUAUUUUGAUUUUGUAUUUGUAUGAACUUUUCUUAUUAUAUGAGAUUAUAAAAUUUCUUUUUGGUUAAUUA